Molecule: messenger RNA, 777 nt
Organism: Plasmodium gaboni
Lineage: Eukaryota; Apicomplexa; Aconoidasida; Haemosporida; Plasmodiidae
Product: putative subpellicular microtubule protein 2
Exons: 2
Coding region: 1-777 (258 amino acids)
Source: RefSeq, a predicted model, not a curated record
AUGGAACUUUCUAAAUAUGCUGGGUUGAGUUCAGAACGUUUGGAUUGUUUAAGGAAUUUGGAUAUCAGAAAGAAGUCUAUUUAUAACGGUUCAACAUUUUCUUGUGGUAAUAAUAUUUAUGAAAUAUUACAUAAUUAUUCUGAUGGAAAAAAAGAAAAUAAGAGUGAUGAAGUUUGUGUAGCUCAUGAAUAUAAAAAUUCUCAAAGGAAUAUAAAAUUUGCUGGUUUAGAAUCUGAAAUAAAGAAUGAUAUAAAUAUAAGGAAUAGAAGGGUAAAAAAUGAUAUGAAUUAUCGUAAUGACAAUUUAAAGGAUAUUUUACAAAAUAAUAUGAAUGAACACAACUUAAAUAAUUCAAAAUAUUUUCUUUCUGACAAAGGUUAUGUAUUAACCCCAAAAAGAUGUUUAGCGAGACAUGUAGAUGAUAGUGAAAUUAAUAAAUAUUUUUCUACGAAGUAUGCUGUAACAGAUUCAUCUACUGGAAGGACAGAAAUUAUGGUAGAGAGAAAACCAGGGUGUUCCAAUAUUAUUGUUCAGAAUUUUUCUGAAUUUGAUGCUUAUGGAACUUAUAAAAAGAAGGAUGAGAGGAUAAACAGAAGGGACUCAUUUGUCCACACUAAAAUGGGUAUAGUACCUAGGGAUGGAUCUUGUUUAGAUAACAACAAAUGCAAAGCCCAAGCUACCUUCACACAUAUUCACAGACGUGAUAAUAUAGCUCCAGAUAAUUAUUGGUUAUGUCCUACAAUUGAAAGUGAUAAAAAGAACAAGACUAGACAUUGA